This is a messenger RNA of Salvia miltiorrhiza (redroot sage), 875 nucleotides long. RefSeq lists its product as uncharacterized. The transcript has 2 exons. Gene Ontology annotation, cellular component: nucleus. The coding region runs from base 148 to 690 and encodes 180 amino acids. The record is from RefSeq and is a predicted model, not a curated record. Gene Ontology annotation, biological process: protein sumoylation. Gene Ontology annotation, molecular function: protein tag activity; ubiquitin-like protein ligase binding. Lineage: Eukaryota; Viridiplantae; Streptophyta; Magnoliopsida; Lamiales; Lamiaceae.
UUUUCGUUUUGCCCUUUUCCCCCCAUUCAACACUUCGGAUUUGCUCCUUCUCUCUCUAUACCUCUUCCUUUACUUCGCGAGAGUCUCUUCAGACUCUGCCCUCUAUUUGAUUCCCUUGAGAUCGGUUUGUGAGGAAGACAGACAGAGAUGGUGAAGGAAGAAAGUGGAAUGAUGACGAUUCACAUACAGAUUAAGGAAGCCGGAAUAGGCCAACGGCGGCGGAAACUCAGCUUUACAACGGAGAAGAGUCUCCCCUUGCGAAGGAUCUUUCUCGACUUCUGCUAUCAACUCAACCUCGAUUAUGACGACAUUCGCUUUCGUUUUGAUGGCAGGCGACUAAACAAAGACAAAAGUGCAGAGGAAUGUGAAAUAGAAGACGGUGGUGUCAUCGAGGCUUUCCGUUGUCUAUGUGGUGGUGAAGAAAGCGGAUUGAUCACGAUUCACAUACGGAUUGAGCAGUUCGGAAAAGGCCAACGGUGGCGGAAACUGAGCUUUACAACGGAGAAGAGUCUCCCCAUGCGAAGGAUCUUUCUCGACUUCUGCGAUCAACUCAACCUCCGUUGUAAUGACUUUGCCUACAUUCUUGUUGCCAGGAACGAAGCCAGGUCACUAGACAAAGACAAAACUGCAGAGGAAUAUGGAAUAGAAGACGGUGAUGUCAUCGACGCUAUCCCUCAUAUGUAUGGUUGAGUGUGAUCUCCUCGUCUUCUUAGUUAUCUCUCUCUAAUUAGGGUAUAUAGGUGGAGUUCCAUUUAUAUGUAAUCCAUAACAUCUCUAUCAAGUUAUGGUUAGUCAGCAGCAAAAAGAAAAAAAAUUGUGAUAUUUAUCAAAACUACCUAUACAUUCAUGGAUCACACUUCACUGCCAUUUCAAUA